Messenger RNA from Arabidopsis arenosa, 1647 nucleotides. NCBI's taxonomy places the organism in Eukaryota, Viridiplantae, Streptophyta, Magnoliopsida, Brassicales, Brassicaceae. The record is from the annotation of a GenBank genome assembly.
GAUUUAAACAAUGUCAAACGCAGAAGAAACUUCAUCAGAUCGAUAAUUCUCCAACAAGAUUGAAACUUUGCAGGCGAUCGUCUCUGUUCACAUAGUUCCGAGUUUAAGUUUAUCUGAGAUGGGAAGUAGCAGUUCGAAACGUUCGAGCAGGAGAAGCAGUCAAAGAUAUUCUCAAAGUGCGUCUUCAUCUUACGGACACAAUCCUCACCAAGACAUCCAUCACUACACAGUACCGGCUCCUGUUUCAUCAUAUAGUUCUGGGUUUCAGGCGCCUUCUCUUCCUCAAAAGAAUCAAGGGAAGAAGAAGUUUUCACAGAUCGGUGAUUACUACCGGUCCAUUGAUGAGGUUACGGGUGCUCUUUCUCAUGCUGGUUUGGAGUCAUCGAAUUUGAUUGUUGGUAUUGAUGUCACUAAGAGCAAUGAGUGGACAGGAGCGAGAUCAUUUAACAGGCAAAGCUUGCAUUACAUUGGCACAAGUCCAAACCCGUACCAGCAAGCGAUUUCUAUCAUCGGAAAGACUUUAUCCGCUUUUGAUGAGGAUAAUUUGAUCCCUUGUUAUGGAUUUGGAGAUGCUACAACACAUGAUCAGAAUGUGUUUAGUUUCUACCCGGAUGAUACAUUCUGUAAUGGGUUUGAAGAUGUCCUUUCACGUUACAGAGAGAUUGUUCCUCAGCUGCAUCUUGCAGGUCCGACUUCUUUUGCACCCAUCAUCGAAAGGGCCAUGACAAUUGUGGAAGAAAGUGGAGGGCAGUACCAUGUUCUUCUCAUAAUUGCUGAUGGACAGGUGACAAGAAGUGUUGAUACCAAUCAAGGCGGUCUCAGCUCACAAGAACAAAAGACCAUUGAUGCAAUUGUUAGAGCUAGUGCAUAUCCUCUAUCAAUAGUAUUGGUUGGUGUUGGAGAUGGUCCUUGGGAUACAAUGAGACAGUUUGAUGAUAAUAUCCCUGCUCGUGCCUUUGACAAUUUUCAAUUUGUGAAUUUCACGGAGAUAAUGGCAAAGAACAUUGAUCCUGGAAGAAAAGAAGCGGAAUUUGCACUGUCCGCCUUGAUGGAGGUCCCGUCUCAGUAUAAGGCCACCCUCGAGCUCGGCUUACUCGGAAGAAGAACUGGAAAGUCUCCAAACAAGAUUGCUCUUCCACCACCAAUUAGUGCUACUAAUCCAUUUCUAAACAACAGCUCGAAAACGUCCUGGUCAAGCACUGUUGCCACUGCACCGCCUUUAUCAGCUGCCAGUAAAGAGAGAGAGAAUUGUCCCAUCUGUCUGGUUAAUACAAAGAACACGGCAUUCAAUUGUGGCCAUCAGACUUGCCAUGAAUGUGGACAAGACAUUGAUAAGUGUCCCAUUUGCCGUACCACUAUCGCAGUUCGUAUCAAGCUCUAUUGAGAAUGAUUAUCUUCAACAGAUCAUCGAUCUACCUCGAGGUGAACAAUACCCGUUAAUUUUUCUGAGGGCUUCACCAUUGUUUCUAUCUCUAGGAGAAUAAAAGAUUUUAGUGGUUUUCCAUUUAUUCUUUCUGUACAUAAUUUAUUUGGCUUUUCGCAUUCUCACUGCACUUUGUGUUGCGUUUGGAUUGAACACAAAGUGCAGUGAAUUAGCUUUCAUUAUCAUAAGCUUUAGAGCUUUUUUAAUAGACAUUUCAUGUACAU